AUGUGCAAUGUGCGAACUUCCUCUCUUCAGAUACCGAGCUUCGCUGUAGGGGACCUACCCGCGGGUUACUGUGGUCAGAACGUGUACACACAGACGUUAACGUAUGAGAAGUGUGUGGAGUUGGGAUUGGGUUCGCACUACGAAGAUAUCAGAAACCAACUCACGCAUAUAAUACGAGCCGUUGAUAAGGCUGUGGGACAGCCAAUGCUACACACUACAG
Molecule: messenger RNA, 220 nt
Organism: Sphaeroforma arctica JP610
Lineage: Eukaryota; Ichthyosporea; Ichthyophonida
Exons: 1
Source: RefSeq, a predicted model, not a curated record